CUAGUUUUGACUUUUCAGAUGAGAAGGAGCCGUCGCCCAUUGAGCCAGCGUUGGUCCUCCGUUCCGUCUCUCUCUGUGCUGCAAUCCGAGAAAGAGGUGGAGAAGCAGACGAUCUCAUGGAUCUCAACGUUUGGAAUAGCUUGACCAUGAACUCUGUGGUUGGAUUGUGGUCCCUACACUUUUGAUGCACGUAAGUAGGAAGGAGAAGCAAUAAAGAAUUCCUCAUGGCCAGAAAAGCCAACAGUUGUGCCCUAUGUGAAAAUUCAAAUCUUCCUUCCAUUUGUGUUUCUUGUGUGAAUUACAGAGCUAAUAAUUAUUACGCGACACUGAAAGUCUUACGUGAGGCUUGCGACUGUACAUAUGUGAAGCUUAGUGGGAAACUAAUUGUGAAGCGCAAGGCAGAUGAACAGCAUAACUGGAGAAUUCUUGAAAAUGAGAAACUUGUGCACUUGAAAGAGAGGUUACGUGUUAUGGAGAUACAGCUUGCUAAAGGUAGGGCAACAGUUGCAAAGAGGUCGCAGGAACUGAGGGCUCGUUUUGAGUUGCUGGAUUCAGCUCGUCUUAUGUUGGAAAGAAAUCGUGUGGAAUUGCUGGGAAAAUUUUAUCCUAAUCUCAUUUGCACACAGAGCUUGGGGCAUAUGGCAAUCACAACAGAACUUCUUCACAAGCAAUCCGUGGUCAUAAAGCAGGUGUGCAGACUGUUUCCACAACGACGAGUCUCUGCAGAGGGAGAUAGAAGGGAUGUCUCCAUUGGUUGUCAGUAUGACCAAAUUUGUAAUGCACGGUUGCCUAGAGGACUGGACCCACAUUCUGUUCCAUCUGAGGAGCUUGCAGCAUCUCUUGGAUAUAUGGUGCAUCUACUGAAUCUUGCUGUUCGAUACCUAGCUGCUCCAGUGCUUCACAAUUCUGGUUUUGCUGGAUCCUGCUCUCGCAUAUGGCAAAGAGAUUCAUACUGGGAUGCUCGUCCAGCAUCCAGAAGCAAUGAGUAUCCCCUUUUCAUUCCACGUCAAAACUCCUGCUCAACCAGUGGGGAUAAUUCGUGGUCUGAUAGAAGUGCUAGUAACUUUGGCAUUACAUCAAUGGAGUCAGAAAGAAAACCCCAGCUGGAUGGUCCAGGAAACAGUAGUUUUAAUUAUUCUAAUGCCUCUCCACACACAGUGGAAACACACAGGGAAUUGCAGAAAGGAAUUUCUCUUCUCAAGAAGAGUGUGGCAUGUGUUACAGCUUACUGCUACAACUCAUUACAUUUGGAUAUUCCCACUGAAAUGUCAACAUUUGAAGCCUUUGCAAAGUUGUUGUAUACUUUAUCUUCAGCAAAAGAAGUCCGAUCUAUCCUUUCUUCAAGGAUGGCAUGCUCAAGAUCUCCUAAGCAAGUUCAGCCAUUGAACCAAUCCAUUUUGCAUGAACAAUAUCUUGGGAACUCUUCAACAUCAUCCCGAAUUAUGGAUGAAAGCCUGCACAUUAGAACCCCCAAGCAGCUUGGCUUUGAGAAUAUGAAUAUCACUAGUUCUGCUCCUAGUUUUCUUUACACAACUGAGCCAGUUGAUGCUAAGAACGUUGAAAGUCUUGUUGAAGGCUGGGAUAUCAUUGAGCAUCCUACCCUUCCUCCACCUUCGCAGGCAGAAGAUAUUGAACAUUGGACUCGUGCAAUGAUCACAGAUGCUACAAGAAAAUAAGGAUUGCACUUCUAUUUAAAGGUGACUAUAAACUUCGAACUCGUCAAAUUCUUGUGGUUUCGGGAUGUUGGAUGCUGCCGUGGCUUUUGUUACAUGAGACAAACUCGUAGACAAAGUUUCCAAUUGCUAGCAGAAUGGAAAGAUCCAAGCGGUGAUGGCCGAAAUGGAAAUGUAUAGUCCAUGAAACAUGGCAAUGUGCAUUCAGAGAGCAUGGCCCCAUGCUUGUGAAAUAUCCAAACAGCAUGGAAAGCUUUGGCAACAGAGUUCUGGAGUCCUGCAAUGACCCUAGAUCAUUACGAUGCAAAGCUGCUGGGAGCGAUCCCUCCCUCCUUUACUCACAAUGACCCUGAGUUACUGCUGCUGUAUAUUGUUGAUCAUCACGUGUAAAUAUCAAACAAAAUAAAUCAUAUUUAAUCGGAAUUGUAGUGGUCGUUUGACAAAACCCGGAUUCGGAGUGUAUUUCUCGUAAUGGUUGACUGAUUUAUGGUACGUAACUCAUAUCUUGAUUACUGC
Molecule: messenger RNA, 2189 nt
Organism: Nymphaea colorata (pocket water lily)
Lineage: Eukaryota; Viridiplantae; Streptophyta; Magnoliopsida; Nymphaeales; Nymphaeaceae
Exons: 14
Coding region: 225-1676 (483 amino acids)
Biological process (GO): SNARE complex assembly
Cellular component (GO): endosome; lytic vacuole
Molecular function (GO): SNARE binding
Source: RefSeq, a predicted model, not a curated record